AUACAUGACGAACCAAGUGUAAACAAACAUUAAAAUUUCAAGCAUUAUAUUUUAUCUCUUCAAAUUAAAUAAAUAAAUACGUUUUUAUCAUGUCAUUUCGUAAACAGAAAAACUUACGUCAAAACAAUCGUGAUCGUGAUUCAAAUAAACAGAAUCAAAAAGGCGAAGAAUUGGAUACAAACAAUCCAAUUAUCAAACAGUUUCAAAUUUAUUCUGUGGAGUUAGAUGAUAAACACGAUCGGCAUGAACGAUUGGUAAAAGCAAGCAGAGAUGUCACAAUAGAAUCAAAAAGAAUUAUUUUUCUAUUGCAUAAUAUUGAUGCUCGUAAAAAUAAUAAGACUGCAGUUUUAGAAGAAGCAAAACAAAGAAUUGAAAAGCUCUGUACACAAAAUUUUCUAGUGAUUGCAAGAGAACUACAAGGAUAUGAUAUUUAUCAGUAUAUACGAGCGAUCUCUGCGGGCAUUCAGGAAUUUAUCGAAGCGUUCACGUUCUGUGAAUAUCUUCAAGAUAAAGAAUUAUCAGAUUGGAAUCAGAUUGAAAAACGUUUUAAGUACAAGACUGAAGACAAUAACGAAUACAAAUUUGACUUGAUACCUUGUGAGUUCAUGUUGGGUUUAGCUGAUUUGACAGGAGAAAUAAUGAGACAUUGCAUCAAUUCUCUCGGAUCAGGAGACACUGAUAAUUGUUUUAAAACAUGCAAAUUUCUCCAAAACAUUUAUUCGAAGUACCUCACACUUGAUUCAGUUCCUAAUCGUGGACGAGAUUUCUCACAGAAAAUGUCAACAAUGCGAGCAUCGACAUUAAAAUGUGAACAUGUUUGUUACAAUCUCAUGGUGCGUGGAACUGAAGGCUCAAAACUUGUAUCAUUUGAUGGAGCAACAGGUGUUGAUGCUGAUAAUGAUGAAGGAUUCUUCUAAAUGUAAUUCAAAGAAGAAUUAAGGAAAUAAAACAUUUUUUCAAUUGAAUA
Messenger RNA from Clunio marinus, 967 nucleotides. The record is from the annotation of a GenBank genome assembly. NCBI's taxonomy places the organism in Eukaryota, Metazoa, Arthropoda, Insecta, Diptera, Chironomidae.